AUGUCAGGCCUCCUCACUAUCCGCGACUUCAUCGCCGAGCUCAACCGCCAGGCCACCGAGCACCAGGGCCGCCGUCUCCGCCUCAUCAAGCAGAUCACCACAGACCCGUCCUAUCAGUCUGAGCUCAAGCGGCUCCAGGAGUCGUGCGGAUGGGACACCUUUCACGGUGGAUCAGAGAGCUGGAGAGUCUUCCUCGAGCCCAAGAACUCUGAAAAUGCCGUCCAAGCCCGCUUCAAUCCUUCGGUGAAUGCGCUCAUGACCCAGGUUCACAUGAACGAGGCGUCCUUGUCGUGCAUCCGAGCCCGGAUUGAAGCCCUCUCGACCUUCCUCCAUCCUGUCCUUCGUCUUCCCUCAGAGGUCCUCGUCCACAUCUUCAAGCUCGGGAGUCGUAUGCCCCAGGAAGACCCUAUCCUCGGUGCCUCCACACAGCGGCCCUUCAUCCUCGUUGCAGCAGCCAUCUGUCGACAUUGGCGCGAGAUCGCAACGACCACACCGGAUCUAUGGACGAACAUCGUGGUGAAACACCCGCGGCCGUACGGGUGGGUCCCCCUGUGUCUCGUCCGCUCUGCAGACCAGCCCAUCGACAUCACCAUCGACUGCCGGUCCACCAACCUCCUCACCGCCACGAUCGUCGACGGGCUCGUGAGCCAGCUCAUGGUGCACAUAUUGCGGUGGCGACGGUUCGCCUUAAACACCACGGAUCCCGCAACGAUCUAUGCUAUCGGCCAUCGGCUCCGGGAGGCGCGAGCUCCCUCAUUGCGGCACUUACAGCUUUCUCUGAGUGGUUCGUCGGGCAACCAGGAGGUGCUCCUGCCGGAGAUCCUGCAAGGCGGCGCGGAGGCGCUGACCUCCGUCCGGUACGAUUCCCUCUGCACCCCAUGGAAUUCCCGUCCGCUAGUCAACUUGACCAUGCUCGACCUUCGAUGGUUGUGGCUUCAAACCCGCCUGCAGUACGAGCAGUUCGCAAAGCUGCUCGCCGCGUCACCGUCCAUCACUGCGCUCGUCCUCCGCGGCACCUAUAUCCACCUCCAUUCAGGCCGCCAGUACCCACCCUUGUCAAUACCCACCCUUCGAUACCUCGAAGUCUCUGGGGACAACGUCUGUCGAAUGUCCUCCAUCUUAGAAACGCCGAACCUCGUGGAGCUCACACUCGCCAACCUGGACGAGACCGAGUUCCGCGAGUUCGUCGCCUCCCUCCCCGUCCCUGGGGAAACCACGAUCACCGGAAACAUCCUCGGCCCUCGAUACCCACGGCUUCACUCGCUGUCCCUCCUCAACGCCAGCAUGUGCACCCCCACGCGCCGCUUCACCCGCGCUCUGCCCACCGUCACCCAUCUCACGGUCAUCAACUCGGCCACCGCGAAGUUCCUCCAGCUUUUCCGCGAAGAUCUCGCGGAGCGGACGACGUACGGCCUCAGCUGGCCGAACCUGCGCAAGUUCACUUUCAUCGACGAGGUCGACUACUUCCACCUCUACGGCGUGAUCAGGGAGCGCGCCGCCGCCGGGGCCCCGCUCCAGCGACUCGUCUUCAACUCUCCCUUCAUCCACGACGACAACCUCGUCGUCUCUCUCGAAGAGCUCGUCAAAGUCGACAUUGUCAAGGACGUCGAUCUGGAUCAUUGA
Molecule: messenger RNA, 1623 nt
Organism: Epithele typhae
Lineage: Eukaryota; Fungi; Basidiomycota; Agaricomycetes; Polyporales; Epitheliaceae
Exons: 2
Coding region: 1-1623 (540 amino acids)
Molecular function (GO): protein binding
Source: RefSeq, a predicted model, not a curated record